Messenger RNA from Diaporthe amygdali, 1668 nucleotides. RefSeq lists its product as uncharacterized. NCBI's taxonomy places the organism in Eukaryota, Fungi, Ascomycota, Sordariomycetes, Diaporthales, Diaporthaceae. The record is from RefSeq and is a predicted model, not a curated record. Bases 1 to 1668 code for a protein of 555 amino acids. The transcript is spliced from 3 exons. Gene Ontology annotation, cellular component: Golgi apparatus. Gene Ontology annotation, biological process: mannan biosynthetic process. Gene Ontology annotation, molecular function: alpha-1,2-mannosyltransferase activity.
AUGGUUCGGAUAGGCCACAUCAAGCUGGAGAGGCGGCUUGCCUGGCUCCUCGCAUCCAUGACCGCUAGCAUUCUCUGCUUCGUGGUCUAUGCAUAUCACAGCGGCACAUAUCUUGACUGGCGCGGCAGCGCACGAGGAGGCUUGCAGCACCUGUCGCCCGGUGUCCAACCAGAAAGCGGCCCAGUGAGUCCGCCGAGCCCGAGCCAACCCAAUCAAGCUGGGGCGCGCUAUCCGGCCUGGGUAGAGACACCCAAGGUCUUCGACGUCGCCCUCAUCUCAAAUUAUGUCUCGCCGCCCUUCUCACUGCCCGUGCCCCUUGUCUUGCAUCCCCAGCUUGGACAGGCUGUCGACAGGUUCCUCUCGAGGCCUGUCCUCACUCAUGAGCAGGCCAGCCUGCAGAACCAAGAGGCCUGCCCACUGGAGCAAGCCGGUGCUCAGGUCAACAAGGACCAGCUCGAGAACGACCGCAGCAAAUGGCUGGCCGUCGACCCAGAAACGAUUGACCAGAUGCGCAGAGGCGCUCUGGAGUCUCUCGAGCAGCAUACCGCCAACGAGGGGGAGGCUGCCCUCAUCGGCCCGGGGGUUGGUCUUGAUGGGAAGCCUGUCCGUCAGGGCUCGCGGGGUAUUGUGUUUGCGGCAGGGAACCACAGGACUGUGGACAGGGCUAUUGGCUGCAUCAAGGAGAUCCAGAGGCUGGGCUGGAAGCGUGGUGCUAUAGAGGUGUUCCACUUCGAGGGCGAGCUGACUGAUGAGAAUCAGAGGAAGCAGCUGGAGGAACUGGGAGCCACUCCUCACACCGUCUCGACCAAGAAAACCCCCGGCCGUUGGAAAAACUUUGAGCUCAAGGCAGAGGCCAUUCUUCGCAGCUCCUUCGACGAGGUGCUCUACCUAGAUUCCGACAACUAUCCAUUGUCCGAUGUAGGAGCUCUCUUCGACUCAGCCCUCUUCCGGGAUCCCCGAGGGGGCAACGCCGUCUUCUGGCCAGAUCUUAACCGCGACCACCCGGACAAUGCCAUCCACCGCCUGCUCGGCAUCCCCUGCCACAACGCCUGGGAGCUUGAUAGUGGGCAGAUACUCAUUUCGAAGUCCGGCAAUGAUGGCCUAAACCUUGCCGCCUUGUAUCUGGCUCAGUACAUGGCUGAAGAGGGCGACUUCUGGUUCAGUGGCGGCGACAAGGAUACAUUCCGCUACGCCUUCCUAGCUCUUGGUAUAACCUACACACCGGCCCCACGCUGGCUCUCCCUGCUGGGCAACCGCGAUCCGAGGGACAAUUUUUGCGGCGCUGCGAUGCUGCAAUACGGUCUUGAUCCACCAAAGGCCGGGCACGCCGACCAGGCCGACCCGUUGCAUCCAGAGCCGCUGUUCGUACACGCCAAUCUACUCAAGCACAUGAGUGGUAUACGUCCGGGUAACGUCUUCACUCAAUUCAGACGCCUCUUUCCGAGCCAGGACGACGUUCGCGUCGAGUACGCCCCUGCGACCGCCUUGCACAGUGUCAGUGGCGGCGGAAGCGCUGUCGCAGGCAGAGGCCUGUGCAGCGAUAUAACCGCAUUCCGAGACGGGGCUGACGUCGAAACCGUGGAUACCAAAACUUCCUUCGGAGGCAUGAUGAAGGACUUUGAGGAGCAAUUCUUCAGUUAUGGAGCUCUUCCCGGACUCUGGCGCUAG